UGACAAAGAAUUAGGGCUCACACGACCCCAAUCCUAUUUUCCUCAGUCUUCAAUGUCGCAAGGAAGCUGUUCAUCCCAAAUUAGGUAUCGUUGUGGCAUCAUUACAAACCACUUCACUUCAACGACUCCAUUAAACUCUGGAAGACGAUUUUAUAAAUGUCUGAAACCUAAGAAUUGUUCUUAUGGUUAUUUUGAAUGGGAAGAUGAAAUCUCGUUGAACAGUGAUUUGGUUACAACUAAAGUUCUAACAUCGUCUUGGGAAGCGAUUAAAAUUGAUAGGGAUAAAUUGAAAGAAGAAUUAAUUGCCAUGGAGGCUCUACACCAAGCUGAAGCUAUAAAAGUAAUAAAAUUGGAAGAGAAGGUUUUGAAGACGAGGAUGAUGCUUAUGGUUUCAUGGGCACUUUUUGUUGGAUUUGUUGCGGCGUCGAUGAUAAAGUGAAUUUUUGUGAAUCUUGUUGAUGUGUAUUUUUGUGAUCUUUUUUUAGUGAAUAUGUAUUGUUUUCAGUUUUCUUCUCGUUUGAGU
Messenger RNA from Nicotiana tabacum (common tobacco), 523 nucleotides. The record is from RefSeq and is a predicted model, not a curated record. Lineage: Eukaryota; Viridiplantae; Streptophyta; Magnoliopsida; Solanales; Solanaceae.